UACAGUAUACAAUACUGGUAUAUACAAUGUUGCCAAACCGAACAGUAUUUUGGUCCGCAUUCAACAUUCCGCUGUUCGACCUAUAGAGAAACAGUACUGUGGAUUGUUUGUCAAUAUCUUGGAGUUAGUUGAUUUUUACCAAUAUUUAUAUGUAAAACAAUUGUUUUACAAUGACACAAAAAAUCAAAAAAAUAUCCUGAUUAUAAACGUGUCAGAGUGUUUUGUGUAUAUAUAAAAAACGUACUGAUAAAAUAAUACUGACAAAAAGAACAUCAUAUAUGUAGUAUAAUGCUACUUUUAUAUGCAAGUGAGGAAUUCCAUCUGUUUCGUUAGAAAAAAGAUUGUUUGAAAAUUUUAUAUUAUAAAAAAUAUUUAGACUUUUCAUAAUUAAGAUUUUAUUAAUUAUACAUUAUUAUGGAUAUUUAAUACAAAUACCUGUUUCAUAAGUGAAAAAGUAAAAAUUUGUAAUAUAAUAACAAAAAAAGACGGAUAACCCUUAUUAUAUAAAAAGUUCCAUAAAUUGGUACUUAUCGAUACAUUUUUGAAGAUGUACCUCAGGAUGUCACAACAAAGAGAUAUAGAUGGUUUAUAUAGUAAAAAUGAAUACAUCCGACAAUUGUGUAUCUUGUUUAGUUGAUGCACAGAAUAUUCUCUUAGGCAAUUGUCUAUUUUCUUUAUUGCAUAUCUUUAUUCUUGCUCUUUUGGAGCAAUCUCAUUGUCAUAAAGUAUCCAGUGUUCAUAAAAUCACUUUUAAUGAGGCUGAAAGCACGUAUAGGAAGGCAAACUCUCUUUUGAGAAGUUACAGUGUUCUACAACUGACUUUCAUGAACAAUGAACCAUUCGGGAAGUGGAAAACGUCAGGCGAAGGUUUUGGAAGAAAACUAUUGGGACUGCAGUGUCUGCACGUAUAGAAAUACCGCAGAAGCAUUUAAGUGCCUCAUGUGUGACGUCCGUAAAGGAACUUCUACGCGGAAACCCCGCAUUAAUCCCCAACUUGUAGCACAACAGGUUGCACAGCAACAAUACGUACCACUUUUAAAACCAGGAAAAAAGGAAGGUGGAAGUGGGGGUAGUACAACUAGUAGUGGUAAAGAAAAAGAUCGUAAAUUGGACAAACCAAGACGUAAAAAUAGGCAUCCACCCCGUCUCAAAAAUAUAGAUCGUAGUACAGCCCAGACCAAUGAAGUGACAGUAAAUAAUGUUACUGUCGUUAUUACAGAAUAUAAGCCCAAAGUGAAAAAAAGUUCAGAUCAAUCUGGUUUAUCUAGUAGUGCUUCUUCUGAAAAUGGAAGUCAGCAUGAUUCUAAUCAAGACUCUAGAAGUCUGGAUAUAGGAACAGAUGCUUAGCUCAGUGCUAUAUCACAUAUGUGUAUGAAUUAAUCUAAUUAAUAUAUUAUAUAAUGUUACAUAACAUUCAAUGAGGUCAGAUGUUUUAUGCUAUCAGUGGAAUCAUUGAAUUAUGUCUUCAAUAUAAUCUAAGAAAUAUGUCAUAUAAUGUUGCUACAUACUGAUCAAAAUCGUCUGUUUCAAUGACAGUAAUCUUGACAUCUAAAAGCAACAGCAAAAAUAAUUUUAUUUAUGCAACUUUGGAUAUUACUUAUUCUACUUAAUAUUAUAUAUAUAUAUAUUGACUGUAAAAAUGCAUUAUAUGCCUUAAUAUGGCAAAUGGAAUUUGAUACAUUCAUUGUUGACAUAACAAUGUCCACGUGACUUUCAUUGAAUCUAUAACACCACUGCCAGAAAGCAUGUUGUAAGAUUAUUGUUAAUUAGAAUAUUUUAACGAACUCAUUUAUGUAUAAUAUGAGGUAUUUAACUUGUUAUUUAAUAAUGACUAUGA
Molecule: messenger RNA, 1837 nt
Organism: Apis florea (little honeybee)
Lineage: Eukaryota; Metazoa; Arthropoda; Insecta; Hymenoptera; Apidae
Gene: RYBP
Product: ring and YY1 binding protein
Biological process (GO): positive regulation of DNA-templated transcription
Cellular component (GO): nucleus
Molecular function (GO): DNA binding; transcription coregulator activity
Source: RefSeq, a predicted model, not a curated record